Messenger RNA from Spathaspora passalidarum NRRL Y-27907, 2889 nucleotides. RefSeq lists its product as uncharacterized. The transcript has a single exon. NCBI's taxonomy places the organism in Eukaryota, Fungi, Ascomycota, Pichiomycetes, Serinales, Debaryomycetaceae. Gene Ontology annotation, cellular component: cytosol. The record is from RefSeq and is a predicted model, not a curated record. Bases 1 to 2889 code for a protein of 962 amino acids. Gene Ontology annotation, biological process: cytoskeleton organization.
AUGAUGCAAGAUGAAUUGAUCCUGAUUGAUCAACUCGAGGAUCAGAUAAUUGACCAUCCUGAUGCAUCAACGGAGAAGGAGUUGCAUGAAUCUCUUGACGAGACAUUUCAAAAGAAACUAAAUGCUCGUGCUGAACGGCUCCCUAAUGAUGGCGCCAAUAGCUUGCACGCUCAUCACCACCACCAUCACCAUCAUGAGAGCAACAGCAGCAGCAGUGGCAGCAAGAAUGAUGACAAUAGCACUGGAGGCAGGAAUGAUGCUGAUAUCGCUGGUCCUCAAAUUGGAUUACUGUUUUUGAUUACUAAGUCACAUUUGCAGUAUGAAUAUCAAGAGAUCGGAUCGUUGGAAACUGAAAUUAAUGAAUGGUUUACAUUGAAUGAUUUGAAGAUCUUAGGAGGAUUAAGUAAUAUGUACCAGUUGUAUGAGAGGAGUCAUGAAGGAAAUGAUAUCACUUUGUUUUUGAAGAGGAACAUUGAAGUUAUUGACGAAGCUAACUUGCUUGACACAAAUGCAGCGGUGUCGAUAUCACUCAAGAUAUUGUUAUAUUUUGCAUUUGGAGAAUAUGCCACUAAGAAAACUCGACAGCAGCAGUUGGAUCAGAUUAAGAAGAAUAGUUUUGUGUUGUUACAAUUACAAGUUUACAAGCCUUUGAUUAGGUUGAUUAAAGAUUUGGUAGAUAAACGAAUUGAAUUUGACAAGGAUAUAGAUACUGACGAAGAAGAAGAACAAAGUACAUUAUCUCAGAAAGUGGAGGCUGACUACUUCAAAGUGUUGACUUUGCUUUUCUUCUUGACUCAAGUUAAUCUACAAGACCGAGAUAAUGAGCACUCAAUCGAAUUUCGCAAAUACUUGGGUGAAGUUGAUUUUUUGACGACUAUUUUCAGAUUUAUAGAACAUUGGAAGUGGUAUCCCAACAACUCGUAUAGAAUACGAUAUCUCAUUACGCUCGUCAACAACCUCAUUCUUUUUGAAUUAGGCGGAGCGACGAACUUGAAAGCAUGUGACAAUUUCCUUGUUGAUCUCCACCAAAUCAAAAACAAAAAGGGAAGAGAUCUUGGAGAAACAGUGUUGACUUGUUCACCACUAGAUUACUUUGCAUUUAGGGAAGAUCUUCUUGAUAAAUUCCCCUUGUAUGAAAAUACCGAAUUGAAGGCAUUUGAUUUUACGGAGUUCACACGAACAUUAGAACGAGAAGAUGACAUCGACGACACCAGCAGUAUCCAUUCUCAUGAAAGCACAAUUGAGGGGAAGUACAAAUAUUUCAUGGCUGUCAAUAGUUUCUCCAAUUCUCUCUCGAACUUGAUGGAGACGCCAAAGACCACUAAAUCACAUACUGUUUUGAGUCAAUUACCCACACAAACAGUACAUAUUGCCACACCGGUACCAUCACCUACAUUUAAUGCUUCUGAUUAUAUGUCUGGUGGAGAAAAAGUAAGACGAUCAUACCAAGUGAAUCAAGCCAUGCCAUUUAUUUAUCCUAACCUACCAGCAGCUAGUACCCAGCAAGAAGUUGAUGAUGAAUCGCCCCUGUCCACAGUUACGGUCCCAUUGGCCAUGAAGGAAGCUGAUGAGAUUUUGAAGAAUUCAAUAUAUGAAAGCUAUUCCAUUAAACGACUUUGGAAUGAACGAGAGAAGUUUAUGAUUCAGGAAAGAGGGUAUGUUAAUGAGUAUCAAGAAGAGCAACCAAAGGACGAGUUUGACUAUGACUAUGACGAUUUGAAGCAAAGAUUCCCUGAGAAGAUGGAUGUUAUUGAAUUAUUACAACGAGUUGACAAGAUGUAUGCUGCCAAUGUAAGUCGAUUAUAUACUGUAGUUGAAGUUCUAAUGGAAACAAUCAAAGUCAAUAGAAUGGACUACAAUUUAAACUUUGCUGAAUUAGAAUUAAAUCCAGAAACGUCAUUCUUAUCGCGCAAUGGAGUACCCACCCCUGGUGAUGCUAAGUUGAAGAGCAUCGAACAAACAAAGGAGAAAAUUAGAUAUGUGUUGACCCUGCAAUUGGAAGUGUUGAAUGUAAAGGAAAUAACCUUGAAAGCUUCAACCAAUAUUGUCUUGCUUCUUUUGAAAUGGUUCAAGAUUAGUCAUGUUCUCAAGUAUUACUACCUUUCCUCGAUCUUAUUUGAUCAACAAUUCUUUACUGUGGCCUUGGACUAUCUUUCGAGAUCAUUCAACAAUGCUAAUUUGCAAAGCCUCAGUAAGGACGAAGCUAAAAAGGAUGAUUUGACCGAGUAUGAAAUCUUGAUUAACCAGAAUAAGUUGAUGAAUCCAAAAGUUGAGUUGCCAACAUAUGAUUUCUUCAAUAACUGUCUCCAGGUGUUCCCCGAUGGCAACUACAGAUACAAAUUCAUCAACAAGGAGUUUAUACUGACGUUACCAGAACAAGUUGACGCCAACAAUAUCAACCACGUCUACAUUAAGCAUUAUAACAGCAACUUCGCAUUCAUUCUUUCCAAUAUGCUCAAGAUAACCAACAAGAUUCUCAUCAAGAACCAAACACAACGGAUUUUCACCUUGAACGAUCUAAAGCCAUCUGAAUUAUACAAGAUGAUUCUUAUGAAUUACGACAAUGAUGCAUUCACCAAACCAAUUCUCAAGACGCUAAAGAAACUAAUUCCGUACCAGGGUCGUAAAUGGAAGCUGAUAAACAUGGACUUGAUCAGUCAGAUCUACCUCAAUUUGAAAUUAUCCAUGAAGGAUCAUUGGCUAAGUGGUAAAGAUCUUGAGAGUGAUUUCAACAAUUCAUAUGAUCAAGAAAUUGCAUUAAGAGGACUAUUGCAGUUUUACAACAUGCGCAAUUUCCCUAAACAAAUGGAGAAGAUUGGAUACCAGGUCAAUCACGAUUUGGAUAUACCCGUAAUGAACUUGAAUGAUGAAGAUGAUGGGUACUUUUAG